CAAUUUUAACACGUGCAAAAUUAAAUAAAAGGGAAUGAUUACGAGACUUGUGACACUGUGUCACCGUCACUCACAGUUAGAGCUUAGAGGCAUAUAGGCUUGAGCUGAACCGAGCUCAGAGGUGUUGUGAUUUGCAAAGCUUGAAGUAAAGAAGAAAAUGGCGACAACACUCAAUAGUGGCUUCACAAUGCCUAUCAUUGGACUUGGUGUUUGGCGCAUGGAAUCUCAACAAGUCAAGGAUCUCAUCCUUAAUGCUAUCAAAAUUGGUUAUCGCCACUUUGAUUGUGCUGCUAAAUAUAAGAAUGAAGAAGAGGUUGGAGAGGCGCUUAAAGAGGCCUUCAAUAGUGGUCUUGUUAAAAGGGAGGACCUUUUCAUUACCACUAAGCUUUGGAAUUCUGAUCAUGGACACGUUGUUGAGGCCUGCAAGGAUAGUCUCAGAAAACUUCAAUUGGAUUAUCUGGAUUUAUAUCUAGUUCACUUCCCUGUUCCUACAAGGCACACUGCUAUUGGUAAAACUGCAAGUGUUUUGGGUGAGGAUGGGGUGUUGGACAUAGAUACCACUAUAUCCCUAGAAACUACAUGGCGUGCCAUGGAAGAUCUUGUUUCAAUGGGCUUGGUUCGUAGCAUUGGAAUCAGCAACUAUGGUGUGAUUAUGGUAAGAGAUUGUUUAGCAUAUUCCAAGAUAAAGCCUGCUGUGAAUCAAAUUGAAACCCACCCAUACUUCCAGCGAGAUUCGCUCGUCAAGUUUUGCCAGAAGCAUGGGGUUUGUGUCACAGCUCAUACUCCUCUUGGAGGUGCUGCGGCCAAUACUGAAUUGUUUGGUACAGUUUCAUGUUUAGAUGACCAACUUCUAAAGGGCCUGGCUGGAAAAUACAAAAAGACUGCUGCACAAAUUGCUCUUCGAUGGGGGAUCCAAAGAAAAACUGUCGUCAUUCCUAAAUCAUCAAAAUGGGAAAGAUUGAAAGAGAAUUUUCAGGUGUUCGAUUUUGAGCUAUCUAAAGAGGACAUGGAGCUCAUAGGAAAUAUGGACAAGAAAUAUAGAACUAACCAACCAGCCAAGUUUUGGGGCAUCGAUAUUUAUGGUUGAGCUGCGGUUUCUCCUGUAUUAUGUAUGAUCUUUUAAAAUAUGCAAAUACAUCAUGGUUCUUGAACCUUGAGAUUUGAAUUAUCAUUCAGCUCUAGUGAGAACCAAUCUUUUUAAGCCUCAUUAGAUUUGCCUAUCUGAACUAUGCUUGGUGAUGAUUGAAAAAUAAUAUGAGACAAUAGAUGCCCUAAAUAAGAAUCCGGAAUAUUUUAGUUGAUUAA
This is a messenger RNA of Arachis ipaensis, 1305 nucleotides long. RefSeq names its product NADP-dependent D-sorbitol-6-phosphate dehydrogenase-like. The record is from RefSeq and is a predicted model, not a curated record. Lineage: Eukaryota; Viridiplantae; Streptophyta; Magnoliopsida; Fabales; Fabaceae. Gene Ontology annotation, molecular function: aldose-6-phosphate reductase (NADPH) activity.